GACGCGCCCUCUAGCAGUGGCAUGCCCUGUGUAGUGUCACGGAGAUUUUAACACCAUCCUUUAGAAUGUUGUACCCAUCAGUGGCUGUGUGCUUGCUCAUGCUAGGUGUCGCCUUCUGUGCGCCGGAACGGGUAACCAACGAGCAGGAACACGAGGAGGCGCACGGGACUGACGCGCGUGCCGUGCCGCUCGAGAAACGAUCGCCGCACUAUGACUUUGGACUCGGAAAGCGCGCGUACAGCUACGUUUCCGAGUACAAAAGGCUGCCGGUGUACAACUUCGGAUUGGGGAAGAGGUCUCGACCUUAUUCGUUUGGCCUCGGGAAACGCUCCGUCGACGAUGAUACUACUGAAGAGUACGGAAAUGAAGACCAGGACGAGUCUUUGGCCGAACUGUUUGACCAGUACGAUUCUGGCCCAGUUUACGAAGAGAAACGAGCUCGCCCAUACAGCUUUGGACUCGGAAAACGGUUCGUCGACGACGAGGCAGAAGAAAAGCGCGCGAGAAUGUACGACUUCGGACUCGGAAAACGCAUGCCGCUCUACAACUUCGGUCUAGGGAAGCGAGCGCGGUCCUAUAACUUCGGCCUUGGAAAACGACUCAGCAGCAAAUUCAAUUUUGGACUCGGAAAACGGCAAAGGGACCUGCACCGUUUCAAUUUCGGCCUCGGAAAGAGAUCGAACGAAGACGUUUCUCUUGACGACAGUAAUGACUAUUAUGAGGGUUAACUUGUUCGUUGUUUUCGGGGGGUGGGUAAUGUAUCAUUUUGGCCUGCCAUACGGAAUUAGUCCCAAAUAUGCGUGGAAUUAUUUUUACACUCUAAGAAGCUGACACCGCUUAUAAAGUGAAAUGAGCUUGCACUUAAUCUAUGCAAUGGGAGAAAAUUCAAUAAACUAUCAAAAUUAAGUGUAAGAGGCUAUUCUCUAAGCCUCUAACGCUAUCUGUAAGAUGAAUUGUUAAUUCGCAAACGGGACUAAAUCCGGAUGGCAUGGAAUACCGAAUAUUUUUUUUUGGGGUCAAACAAUAUGGACAUAAUGCUAGUGUUAAUUCGUUGUAUUUUUGAAGUUUUAAAGUAGUGUUUUAAUUAAACUUCUAUUUUUUAUUUGAUUAAUAUCGGAACAGUAAAAAGUUAAGAAGGAAUAUUCGUAACUCUCUGUGAUUUCCUUGUGAAAAACCCAGCCUAUUUUCACAGGUAAAUACCAAAAAGUUCUGAUUUAUUUACUCUUAAUGAAGAAAUCAAGUUAUCAUCUACUUCAUUUUGUAUAGUUUUAGUAAUC
Molecule: messenger RNA, 1277 nt
Organism: Chilo suppressalis (striped riceborer)
Lineage: Eukaryota; Metazoa; Arthropoda; Insecta; Lepidoptera; Crambidae
Source: the annotation of a GenBank genome assembly